GGGAAGAGGUGCCUUACAGGAUAUAGACCAGAUGUCUUUAUUUAAACCUUUAUGUAAAUACUGUGCUACAAUCACAAAAGUUAGAGAUAUCGUUCCUACAUUGAAAACAGCUUUAAAUGAGGCCCAGUCUGGCACACCAGGUCCAGUUUUUGUUGAGUUUCCCAUUGAUGUAUUAUACCCAUAUGACAUAGUUUACUCACAGCUAGGUGUGAAGGAGAAUGGACCAGUAAAUUUUGUUCAACGAAUAAUUAAUUGGUACUUACGUAAUCAUAUAUCAAAUUUGUUUGCUGGAGCAUUCGAAGAGAGAGACAAAACACCAUUAAAACCUGUCAUCCCUAAAGCUUCAUCUUCACAAGUACAAAAGAGUAUUGAACUGAUAUCUAGAGCCAAGAGACCACUGAUACUUGUAGGAAGUCAAGCUACAUUACCUCCUGUGCCUGCCGAACAAUUAAGGAAAUCUUUAGAGAAAAUUGGGAUUCCUUGUUUCCUUGGAGGUAUGGCUAGGGGACUUCUAGGUCAGUACAGUCCAAUACAACCCAGACAAAAGAGAGGAGAAGCUCUGAAGGAGGCUGAUGUAGUAAUAUUGGCAGGUGCAGUUGCUGAUUUCAGACUGAGCUAUGGAAGAACCUUUAGUAGAAAAUCAAAAAUAAUAGCUGUAAAUAGAAACAAAAAUCAAUUACUCAAAAAUUCUGAUAUGUUCUGGAAGCCAACUAUAGCUAUAGAAGGGGAUGUAGCCAGCUUUAUUACAGAAUUAGCUGAUGGACUGAAGGGAUUUAAAUGUGACCAAGAAUGGAUCCAAAAACUAAAGGACAAAGAUAAUGACAAAGAAAACGUUAAUAGGGAAAAGUCUAAAGAGAAAACUGAGAAACACCUUAAUCCUUUGAAAGUGUUAAUGGAGGCAGAGGAAGUUAUGUCAGAUAACACAGUUAUGGUGGCAGACGGAGGAGAUUUUGUUUCCACAGCAGCCUACAUACUAAGACCUAGAUCCCCAUUACAUUGGCUAGAUCCAGGAGCUUUUGGAACACUUGGAGUAGGAGGAGGAUUUGCUUUAGGAGCUAAGUUAUGUCGGCCAGACUGUGAUGUAUGGAUAAUCUAUGGUGAUGGGUCGCUAGGAUACAGUAUUGCUGAGUUUGACACAUUUACCAGACACAAGAUACCAGUAAUAGCUUUAGUUGGCAAUGAUGCAGCCUGGACACAGAUAGAAAGAGAACAGUUACCAAUGUUUGGAAGUAGUGUUGCAUGUAAACUUGAUUACUUGAAUUAUGAAACCGUUUCUGUUGGUUAUGGUGGUAAAGGAUGCAGAUUAGAUCGCAGUAAUGAGGAUAAGAUUAAAGAGGUUCUUCUUCAAGCCAUAAAAGAUAGUAGGGAAGGACACAGUGUACUUAUUAAUGCUCUCAUUGGUACAACAAAUUUUAGAGAGGGCAGUCUUUCUGUGUAAUGCUGAAUUGUACAAUUUAAUGUGAACAAAUAUUAUAUUGAAGUAAAAAUAUGUUUUGCAUUCCUUAACAAUGAUCAUGAAUACUGUUAAUUACUGAAUCAUUUGUUAUUUUUUUGUUUAUUGAUUACAUUGCAUUAUGUCUUUUAUUAAACUUCCUUUUCGUAUGUUUCCUUAGAACCACUGGACAAAUACAGACAACGUUUUUUUGGAGUCAGUUUUGAUUUACCUAUAUAUGUGAUUGUAAUUAAAAGUUUUCAUUCAAAAUGCAGGAAUCACAUAAUUUAGUGAAUCGAUGUUUAAAAACUGCUGCUGUAUUUUAAAAUAUUAUUUGAAAGUACAUAGAUGUUAACUUGUAUCCAUCAAUAUGUUUUUUGUCUGACAUUUAUCAAUGAUAAUAUCUAAGUUACAAGUUAUGUCUUGUGUAUUAUUAUGUGUCUGUUUGAUUUUUCUGUUUAAGCCACGUCAGUUUAUUUUCAAUCUAAGAAUCUGAAUGCCCCCCUGGUAUCUCCUCCCUUUUUUUACAGGUUCAUGUCUGUCAUAAAAAGGUCAUAAUCAAAAAGUCAUUAGUGAAUCGGUUAACUAUUUUCGUAUUUUAUUAGUAUAAAGUUUUAUGUUGUGUAUACUACUGAUAUAUGUAGUGCUUAUUGUUUUAAGUUAUUAUACAGUUAUUCAUUUUUCUGUACUUUUGCUUUAUUUCUCAGAGUGUAAAGACUAUUUACUUUAUUUUUUAAUAUUUUUAAGUAGAUCAAACAAUUGUAAGUCUAAAGUACAGAAUUUCGGAAGAAGAUGUUAUUUGUAUGUUUACAUACAAGUCUAGAAAUUUAGUGUUGAUAAAACUGUGAUAUUUUAUAUUAUAAAUAAACCAGAUAAGUAGCAAUGAAAUUGUAAAUAUAGUCUAUGAACAAUGUA
Mytilus trossulus (common blue mussel) is the source of this 2347-nucleotide messenger RNA. RefSeq names its product 2-hydroxyacyl-CoA lyase 2-like. Gene Ontology annotation, molecular function: magnesium ion binding; flavin adenine dinucleotide binding; thiamine pyrophosphate binding. Gene Ontology annotation, biological process: L-valine biosynthetic process. NCBI's taxonomy places the organism in Eukaryota, Metazoa, Mollusca, Bivalvia, Mytilida, Mytilidae. Bases 32 to 1438 code for a protein of 468 amino acids. The record is from RefSeq and is a predicted model, not a curated record. Gene Ontology annotation, cellular component: acetolactate synthase complex. The transcript is spliced from 11 exons.